AUGCCGGGAGACAAUCUCCCGCAAGCUGCGCAAGGCGCCAAAUCCAAGAAGAACAAGAAGAAGAAUGCAAAGGCCAAAGAAGCUGCCCAGCAGCAGCAUUCAGAGCCAUUGGAGGUCGCGGAGGAUGGAAAGCACGAUGGCUCUGCCGAGGGUCACGCCGAGGACGUGGAGGACGUCGAUGAAGCCGAUGGAGUCGACGACACACAAUCAAACCCCCAUGCGACUCAAGAACCCACAAAUCAGAGCUCCGCGCCCGAAACGAAUCGUGAGAAGGAACAGGCCAGCAAUCCGGAACCCAAUGAUCGAUUCGAUGCCCUCGUCCGCGACCGAGAUUUCCUCAGAGCCGAGGUCACGGAUAUGCGCAAGUCUUUGGAGGAGAUUCAGUCGAAACACGAGGCUGAGAUGCAAGCGCUGCAAAAUCAACUCGACGAUGCCGAAUCCAAGAAGGAGCACGCUGAGACGCAGUUCCAGAAAUUAAUGGAGCGGGUCAACGCCAUCAAGUCACAGCUUGGCGCACGCUUAAAAGAGGAUGAGGAGGAAUUAGCACAAGCCCGCACGCAGAUCGAGGAGCUCGAGGACCAGAAUACAGAACUUCGAACUCAGCUGGAUUCAAAGUUGUCCGAACUAGCCGAAGUCUGCGAAGAAUCCGCCCAGAAGACCGAGGAGAUUGCCACGCUACGGAACCGUACGAAUCUCUCACAACAGAACUGGAUUCAGGAGAAAGAAGAACUGCUGGAACAGAAUGCUUUCCUUCAGUCAGAGUUUGAACAAGCCAAAGACGCAAUGCACAAUUGGGAAGUAUUGGCAAUGGAAGAGCGUUCGGUGCGAGAAAAUCUAGCUGAGAAAGCGGCCGACCUUGAGGAGCAGCUCUCCAAUCUCCGUGAUGCUUACGAAAGGGCAUCGGAAGAACGUGACAGCCAACAGUCUACUGUUGACGGGCUGCAGCGAGCGCUGCAAGAGAUACAGCUGGCGCGGAAGCAGGAGCUUCGCGAGUUGGUGGAGACUUCCGAUGCUCAACUUGAGGAGCUUACAAAGUCCCUGCGUGAGGCUCAGGAACAGGCCAAGGCUGCAGACAAGGACCUUCUAACUGCCCAGGAAGAACUUGAGAGGGUCCAGCCGUUUGAGAAGGAGGUCAAGGAGAAGAAUUUGCUCAUUGGCAAGCUGCGACACGAAGCAGUUACCUUGAAUGACCACUUGACCAAGGCUCUCCGGUUUUUGAAGAAGGGCAAGCCCGAGGACAAUGUUGACCGGCAAAUCGUUACGAACCAUCUACUCCAUUUCCUGGCUCUCGAUCGGUCCGAUCCGAAGAAAUUCCAGAUUCUUCAGCUCAUUGCAGCUUUGCUGGGCUGGAAUGAUGGCAAGUCAUACGGAAUCGUUUUUCCUGUCUCUUCUUCGUACUAA
Molecule: messenger RNA, 1401 nt
Organism: Penicillium diatomitis
Lineage: Eukaryota; Fungi; Ascomycota; Eurotiomycetes; Eurotiales; Aspergillaceae
Product: putative Golgi matrix protein
Exons: 5
Coding region: 1-1401 (466 amino acids)
Biological process (GO): Golgi organization; endoplasmic reticulum to Golgi vesicle-mediated transport
Cellular component (GO): Golgi apparatus
Molecular function (GO): small GTPase binding
Source: RefSeq, a predicted model, not a curated record